This is a messenger RNA of Pteronotus mesoamericanus, 1980 nucleotides long. RefSeq names its product glycerophosphodiester phosphodiesterase domain containing 4 (gene GDPD4). Gene Ontology annotation, cellular component: membrane. The transcript is spliced from 16 exons. NCBI's taxonomy places the organism in Eukaryota, Metazoa, Chordata, Mammalia, Chiroptera, Mormoopidae. The record is from RefSeq and is a predicted model, not a curated record. Gene Ontology annotation, molecular function: glycerophosphodiester phosphodiesterase activity. Gene Ontology annotation, biological process: lipid metabolic process.
AUGCAAACGGAGGACGAGAGGAAGACAAGAAGAUGGAAAGAGUGUAGUCCGUGUACAGCUGGCAAUUGUAACCACGAAUGCUAUGUCACCUACGUUUCUGGUUUAUACAGCUGCGAGUGGGAGGCCAAACCAGAGAACAAAAAUAGACGUGCAUUCUGCUGCUGCUCUUUGAGAGAGCAAUUAUUUUACCCAUUUCUGGUUAUUGCAUUUUUCAUGUCUCUGGUUUUGCUGUUCGUGUGGAUAGAGACCUCAAAUGAAUAUAAUGGCUUUGACUGGGUUGUGUAUCUACUUACAGGAUACUGGUACUUCUGGUCCCUUCUUUUGCUGAGUUUAUUUGGAAUCCUGGCUGCCUACUCUUCAUUGCUGUUGGUACUUGGAUUUUUGUUGAUUUGGGAAGGGAAUGAACUCUACCUGCACUGGUGUCAUAAGAUCCUGACUGUGCUAGUGAUUGGGAUAUGCACGUUUUUUAUGACGGUUUUAUGCAAAUACUGGAACGACAGGUGGCUGACAUUGGGGCUCUCACUGAAGGUCUUUGCUCCCUACUUGCACCUGAGCAGCAUACCUGUGAUGGUUCUCCUUUCCUGGCCUGUGGCCUUCUACUUGGUCCAUUGGGAACAAGAAGCUAGAUUCAGAAGAGACAAGAGUAUACAUCAAAGGAGAAGAGUCCAGAGAUGUACUAGGCUCACAAAGCUGAGAGCUGUACAAGUGACUGUUGGAUUGCCAUUUUUUCUUAUCCUUUUAUGUCUGUUUAUGGUGCCAUUUGGGAUUUAUUCUCCCUGCCUUCAGGAGAAGGAUAAAUUGGGACCCAAGCCAGGCAUCUUUGGACAUAGAGGUGCACCCAUGCUGGGCCCUGAGAAUACCAUGAUGUCCUUUGAGAAAGCUGUCGAACACGGGGCCUUUGGGCUGGAGUCUGAUGUAUACCUGAGUUGUGAUGGGGUGCCUUUUCUCAUGCAUGACCAUGACCUGAGAAGAACAACCAACAUCAAGGAGAUCAUGCCAGAAGAUGCCCACAAUUUAAGUCACUUCUUCUAUUGGGAUGUCCUGAAAACUCUGAAUGCUGGCAGCUGGUUUGUACAAUCACGGCUCAAACCAUUUUACAAUAUGAAACCCUUAUCAGAAGCUGAUAGAGAAAAAGCAAGAAAUCAGAGGAUUCCAAAACUAAGUGAUUUAAUGGAACUUGCACAAAAGGAGAGAAAAUUUGUGAUAUUUGAUCUUUCUAGCCCUCCAGAAAAACACCCUUUCAGAAACACAUUUAUCCGUGAAACAGUACGUGUGAUCCUUGACUCUAACAUUGAGCAACAUCUGAUUUAUUGGUUGCCAGGUAGUGAUAGGAACUAUGUCAAGUCAAAAGCUCCUGGUUUUCAGCAAGUGGGCCGGUUAUACCCCAUUGAAUUACUUAGAAAAGAGAAUAUCAGUAUAAUAAAUGUUGACUACAAGAGGUUGUUCUACAACGGGUUGAGAGAUUAUAAAGCAGCCAACAUCACCAUCAACUUGUACCUUGUCAAUGAGCCUUGGCUCUUCUCACUGGCCUGGUGCUCCAGGAUUCAUUCAGUGACCACAGACAACAUUGAGCUCCUGAAGCAGAUAAAUGUCCCUUACUACCUCAUGACACCAGGUUACUAUAUGUUCAUGUGGCUUCUCCUAGAUUGUGUUUCUGCAGUUUUUAUUGCUGCCAUAUUUUAUUUUCAUUGGUGGAGAGAAAGCCAAAAAGAGAGAGUCUUCGAAAGCAUUAGCAGUUUCACAGAUGUUGAGAAUAUAAGCCUCAAAAGGAGAGAAAGUGAGAAACAAGAAGCCUUGAAUGUACCCGUAGAACAGAUACCUUCCUAAGUUAGGGCAGGCCCUCAGGCUCCAGCAGCCUCUGCCCCAGACGUCACCAGAGCAAAAGGAAACACCCAGGGUCCAAGGAGGAGGACAGCAAAACAGAGCCGGCCCAGGAAACCACCAAAUCUCUGGUGCCUGCAUGGAAAACUAUACCACUGA